UUUCAGCUUAGUAACGUGUUGCUUGCGCAUGCGUUGAAGAAACAUGUCUGGAAAAAUGGCGGGUUGACCAAGGUUUAAAGUAACUGCUGUGAAAACUAACACUACCCAAGAUCAUGGAAGAAUUGGAUAAACGGACGGAGGAGAAGGCGAAGAGAAUGAAAACGUCAACCCGCCUACUGACCCAGAACAACGAGAAGAUUCUGGGUCAGAACACGCUUCGGAAACAAGAAGUGGUGGCAGAAAACCAAAAAUUCCACACCAACAAAAUGAGAACCUACGCCAGUGCUUGGACACCAGUGGUCAACAAGCCAGCCAAUGAGCAGAUAUUCAAUGAAAGAAGAGAUCUCAUUUCCCAUUGGUUUGACUUGUGGACGGACUCGCAGAGGAAGCGAUUCUUUGCCACGGUCUUCCAUCAGUGUAAGCGUACUCAGUACAAAUUCAUACAGAACUGGUUCCAGGAUAACGUCCCCCUACAGCACCUUGAUUUCACUACCGUGCUCCCAAAGUUCCUGUCCCUGUACAUCUUUUCCUUUCUGGACCCCAAGUCUCUCUGUCGCUGUGCCCAAGUUUCUUGGCACUGGAAAUUUCUGUCGGAACAGGAUGUAGUAUGGAUGCCUAAGUGUUUAAACUAUGGCUGGUUCCUCCCUUAUAAGGCACCAGACAAUGAGUUUGGGGCCUGGAAGAAGUAUUAUCUGGGGUGUGUUCAGACCCCAGACUACAAACCUGCUCUUGACUUCCAGGAAUCCAAGCCAGUCCGAAGUCAGUCCCCACCCAGAAAGAAGAAGCAGCCCAAGUCUGCCCGGGGCUCAGGGAGGAUGUCUCCCACCAGCAGUAGUACAGCAAUGAAGAUUCGACCCCCAUGGGUCUCUGCUUCUUUAAAGCCAAAUGACCUUGAUAAGUCCUUCUAUGCCUUUCUCCACGGAGCUAACCCCAAUGACCCUAAACUACCCAAGUCCGCGCUGGUCUAUCACAACAAGUGGGGCAUUGUCAGGAAAAACCAUGAAAUGGCCCUGAGCAAGUCCCAUGAUUUUGAUUUAGGCCUUGGAUCCGCCCACAGAAAGGAGGGACACAGACUCAUGACAUCAGGAGAGGACCAUGACCUCAGUAAGACUGCCCAGAGAAAGUCGCUGUCCGAGGUGAUGGACAUGAUAAACCUAGAGGAGAGGCGCAGGAAACAGCUGGUCGACUCCCCCUGGAACCCUCCAGUAGUGGGCAACAAAACCAAGCUCCAGUGGUUUGGAAAUGACACUAUGAUGUCAGGUUAUGAGGCCUACCCCACGUCCACAGAAUUUCGGACCCUGAGUCGAACCCUCCCCCUGACCGGGGUGGAUGAGAUUGACCACCCUCGAGUUGUGUUUAUCUCCUCCAGGGUACCUGCUGCUGAUUUGUUGGUUGACGCUGUGUUGUUUGGUGUGAUUCCUAUUGUGUAUGAAUACGAGGGAACAACAUCUGAGGCCCUGAUGAUGAAGCUGGAAAAAACUCUUGCAGGCCGAACAGCAAGGAGUGUUGGAUUGUUCUGUCACUCGGAGGAACCCGGUGAGCUACGAUUGGCCCAUGGCUGUACCGUUACCAUGGAUACAUUAUACCGAGCUGAUGUUCUAGACUUCUUCUCCAAAGUCUGCAGGAGACACCUUCUCCCCACAGAUCAAGGCGGCCAAUUUGAUAUUUUUGUCCCUUUGGCUGCUUGUGAACCGGGCUUGGAGAUUGUUGUACAGUUGAGCAUAAGGACAGAGAGGCAGUUCUCUUCUCCCACUGGUAUUAUCGGAAACUUUAAUCAUGUGAACUCUGAUUGGCUAAUUCCCUACAAAGAGGGCAGGCCAGGGGCAGUCACUCAGCCCCCAGAGGUGUAUUUCUGUCAGAGCAAGUUGGAUGUGUGGUCACACGUGGCUGAUCAAGCCAUUGAGGCACUGGCUUCCUGUAAACAACACCUGGGACAGUUCCUGGAAAAUACACACAGGGAUAUUGUCUCACAGCUCACAGGUCAGCUGGUCUUUGAUAUUCUGGGACAGACUGAGAUCCAUGGGGUGAAGAAUGUCACUAACUCCCUGUCAGAGGCUCUGGUACAGCUGGGCAAACAGGACAAAGAUGUGAAUCCCCUAGAGUUUUUGGGACAAUACCUUUUAGAGAAAUCUGGUGUGGAUGACUUGGCAUUCACAAGCUCACUGGAAAAGUCCCUAGUACCGGCCGAGGACUAUGAGGACGAAGAUGAAGAGGUCACGAGGAUCAAUGGUCAAGGUCAGACUGAAGGUCAGGAAGAGGAAGGGGAGGACAAGCCUGAGUGGGGAGACAUUGAACCAGAGGAUCAAGAAAUAGAGCAUUACUACUCACAGCACCAUGAUCAUGAUAGGAAUGAACCUCCCCCGCUGGAGAACACGGAGCAUCAGUUACACGCCGACCAGGAGGGAGAGGAGGUCCCCAAGAAUGCCAGUCUGAGCGAGACACUUCGACCACCUGCAGACAUGCCAGAGAAAGCCCAAAUGGAACAGAGUGAAAAGGAAGAAAACCGCCGACAGCAACGGCAGAAGCGACAGAAACUGGUUCAAGAAGCAGAGAAUCUGCGGGUCACAUUUGGGUCCAUGAGACUAACUGGCAAAUAUGAGCGAUUGACAGCAAAACAGUUCCAUGACCACCCAGAGAAGAGAACGCCCAUCGCCAUGGAGAUUCUGAGCAGCGAGGUGGAGUACAAUCGAAUCUUACAGGCUGUGAAAGAUGUUUACGUCAAACCUCUCAGGGCUGCCCUCAACUCCAACAGGGCAAUAGCUAGCUUCCAGAAUGUGCAGAUUAUCUUCACUGAUCUUCUACAACUGUUAGAUGCCAGCAGCGAGAUGUUGGCUGAUCUGAAGAAUCGAGUUGCUGAAUGGGAUGCCACCAAUUCCUGUCUAGGAGAUAUUUUUGUAAGAUUCUGUACCCACCUGAAGCUGUACACUAAUUAUGUCAACAAUUACGACGUCAUCCUACAAUGUAUAGAACGUACUAAGGAGCAGACGCCAGCCUUCAGAGCCUUCCUGAAGCGACACGAGAGGAUUCCUGCCUUGAGGAUGAUGACGUUGCCCGAGCUGUUGUUGUUGCCAGGACGACGGAUCAACGAGUAUGUGACCCUCCUGAGCUGGUUUGAACUUCACACUCCCAGCACUCACCAAGACAGAGGGGACCUGGCCGACGCCAUAGAAACACUGAAGGUCGUCAAUAGGCAUGUGCAAGAGAGCAAGACCAGGAUGGACAGAGACAGAAAGAUGAUAAAACUGCAGAAGACUAUACUCAACUGUCCUAGUUUACUGGAGUCCAAUAGAUACCUCAUCAAACAACAGGACGCUGCCAAUCUCAGACCCCCCUCCACUCAGUCAUCAGUACCAGAACUCAGGGUGUACCAGCACAUUGAAAUGCUUGGUCUGUUCCUGUUCAACGAUGCGCUGGUCGUCACACGGAGGACGGACAGGAACUUCCCAUUCACACGCGCCCGGGAACACACCUACCGGUUUGAGAGCAGCCUCGCCCUCUCCAGGCUUAGGGUGAGGGACAUCCCUGAGUCCAAAUAUAUACGCUACGGAUUUAAGCUGGAAACUCCAAAGAGAGCUCUUCACUGUUCGGUGGAAUCGGAGGAAGAAAAGUUCAAUUGGAUCAGCCUCCUGGAGCAGGCCAUUCGAUCCGCCAUAGAUAUACAGUGAUGUCAUCAUUUGACUUAAAACACCCAGUGUCCUUGAAGCACUGCCCCAAUCAAUGGACUUAUAUUUAGAAAAACUUCUAGCUAUAGCUUUAUAUUAUAUUAAUAAGCAUUGUUUUACACACAUAUAAUUUAUACAUGUUGUAGUAGAGUUUUCUUUUUACAUUUUUUUACCAUAUUUUUUAUUUUCAUCUUUAUAUUGUUUAAUGAAUGAUCAUUGAAAUAUAUGUAUUUACAUCCAUCUGUGAUAUAUAGGACAUAAUCUUUUUUUCUUUUCUUUUACUUUUUCUUAAUGAUGGUAGUAUGCCAGUCUCAAUGAAUAUCUUGCAUGUACUCAUCACAUUUCGUGAAUCAGUUCAUAUGCUGAUAAAAGAAAAUGCUGGACCUCAAGAAAUAUUUGCAGAAAUCUGGCUGAAGUUUAUGACUAAGAACACAUGAAUUCAGUGCUAUCAUUUGAAAGCUUAAAAUUGAUUUGAUCUGUUUUUGUAGAGAGUGGAGAAAUGCCCCAUUUUUCAGAGAGAAAACAAUAUCAAAAGGGAGAUAGGUCUUUUAUUCUGAUUUGUUAUCAAGAAUACUCUCAGAUGUUUCAGUUACCAAAUAUUUGCACAGUUAUUGUGAUAAAAUGUAAAAUGUUUGUAAAUCCAUGGGUGUUUUUUUUUGUUUUUGUUUUUUUUUUUUAGAUUUCUUUGUUUCUUUUUCGUUUGUGGUUUUACCUCUUAAAACAAAAUUGUCUUUCUACUGUUGUUACCAGCUGUGUUUUUGCCACAGUAACCCCCCACCUAGACGUUUUAAUGUAGCCCUCUCUGAUUUUUUUAUCUGACGUUUUCUGGAGAGAAGCCCUAAAAGAAAUAAUAAAUCAGGAGAGGGCUACAUAAUAGCAGCUACCCCCUCCGUCCUUUAAUUGUUAAAGUUGUGUGCCAGGAUUUUUUUUCUUUGGCCAUGUUUGAGAGAUACUGUUAAUUAUGUGUUAUUAUGGAACUUUUUUUAGACAAAUUAUGUAUACACUUGUUGGUGUGUUGAUUUGGGACCAUCCCAAUGUUUGUUGUCCAUUUUUACGUUAACCAUAAAGUGCAAAUCUGCCCUGUUGACUUGUUAAGAGCGGUUUUAUAGAAUAGUGACAGUUAUAGGUUUUUUGUCAUGGUAAGCAUAAAUCCAUCCAUUUGGAUAUUUUCCUGUUUGGCUUUUAUUAUUGACUAUACUUUUAAAGUAGAUAUUAAAUCAAAUAUUGCAUAAUUAUCACUUGUUGUUGCUUUAGUUUGACAGAUAAUUAUCAGAAUUUGGUUUCGUUUGUCUGGCAUUUGGAAACAGAAAUCCUCACAUUUUCCAAUCGUGCUAUAUGAUUUUAUAAUGUUAAGUAUUUAAUUAGUAAAAUAAUCCUAAAAGACCUUAAUGCUCACUGUUUAUUCCUAAUUAAACAUGAAGAAUUAAUAUCUGAAAAAAAAUUGAGCAUUCCUGGUGUAUUUUAAAACCUUGCUAUUUAUAAGAGUUGAGACUAAGGAAUUAGGAGAAAACUUCUGAGUUUGCAAUUUCAUAUUCUAGCAAUUUGAUACAAGACAGCAGGAUCGUGGAAUUAAGUACUUGUGUAAAAUGUGUGCUAUUGUUUAUUACAAUGCUAUUUUGAACAUUGCUACAGGAAAAUAUCUAGAGUAUAUAAAUAUAUAUAUGCACUUUACAUUGUCUUUUAUAAACCAGAUUUAUAUCUGGAAAGCUUUUGUGUAUAAGGGUGUACAUCCCAGUGUGAAUCUGGUUGAUACAUGCUGUUAUACAGAUUUUAAAUUUUUUUUUAAAUGUUGUAUUCUGCUAAUAUUUGUGCAUGAUUUAAAACUGUCUUUGAAUGGUAAACAUAACAGUAUAGCUCCUCUCUGACACAAGGAAAACUGAUAAACAUGUUCAUGCUGUUCCAGUCUUGAUUUAGAAUGAACUACAUGUAAAUUUGAUAAAAUCUUUGUGACGAGGUCUAAAGUGAUAUCUAGUUUAGCUGCUAAGCACACCGAUAUGUACAGUAGUUUGUGAUAUCAAAACUAAUAGCUAUUCCCUCACUCCUUUAUUCCUCAGCGUUUAAUAUGAUAUCUAGAUAUAUUUCUUCAAAACACUUGACUACAUGUAAUUUGAGAACCAGAAAUAAUUUUCUCCUCACACUUUGUAUUUGUGAUUGUGUAUUAAUUGGAUGUGUGGACUUCUAUUGCUGUAUUAGUACAUGUGAAUCUUGUAUGCUGAUCGAAUAGUUGGUAAUAUAAAAGCACUCAAAUCAGAAUCUAAUUAUGUAGAUUUCAAUAAAGUUUACUUUUAUUUUUACAAA
Magallana angulata is the source of this 5960-nucleotide messenger RNA. RefSeq names its product epithelial cell-transforming sequence 2 oncogene-like. The transcript is spliced from 28 exons. The record is from RefSeq and is a predicted model, not a curated record. The coding region runs from base 114 to 3665 and encodes 1183 amino acids. Lineage: Eukaryota; Metazoa; Mollusca; Bivalvia; Ostreida; Ostreidae. Gene Ontology annotation, molecular function: protein binding; guanyl-nucleotide exchange factor activity.